Suillus subalutaceus is the source of this 1148-nucleotide messenger RNA. RefSeq lists its product as uncharacterized. The transcript is spliced from 8 exons. The record is from RefSeq and is a predicted model, not a curated record. NCBI's taxonomy places the organism in Eukaryota, Fungi, Basidiomycota, Agaricomycetes, Boletales, Suillaceae. Bases 106 to 849 code for a protein of 247 amino acids.
CACUCCUGCACUACACGGAUCCCUUUCGCAUACUUACCUUGUUUAUAUAGGAAUUUUUAUUCUCCAACCCUACCUUCUGUAUUUGUACCAUCUCAGACUGCAACUAUGUCAGGGCCCUUUGCGUGGCAAGUUGCAAUAGAUUGGCAUAAAAGUCCAGAACAACAACGGCCGACAGCCGUUGGAUUCCUAGCAUACCAAAAGACACUCUUGAGGAGUACGAGGCAAGCAUUUGUUAAUUUUGGUCCUUUCUCUCUCAUACUUCACUUCAUUGAGAAUAUCUUAUUGCGUGAUUUGGAAAAUGUUUUUGGCACGGGGGCUCACAGUCCUGAUUGUUACUGCCAACUGAUUAUACCCUCCAGGCGCCCAGAACUGUCAACCAAGGUAUAUUUGUACUGCAAUACAUACAACUACGCCCUCGACGUAGUAGUAGUAUCCCCCGAACGCCCCUCUGAACUGCAGCUUGUCAAUAUGUCAACCCCCCCUAGCAGUCGUACAGAAAAGGGACCUUCUGGAGUCGUCCCUUCACUUGGGCGUGUUGUCCGUCUCCCCAGUGAGACCUUCCUGUGUAUGUGGGAUGGUGAUGCACCAGGAAUACACUGCAACGAGCUAUUUUGUGGGUAUGAGCUUCCUGCUCACCUCAGGGACCAUGGCAUUCGAGGUGCAGACAAGUUGCGCUUUUCUUGUCAAUGGGAGUCCUGUGGUACGAAGCUCAAUAGAGAGAGCAUCGUGCGGCACGUGAAAGAAAAGCACCUCAGAAUCAAUUCUGCUUGUGACAUCUGCAACCAGACGUUCACACGCGAAUACAACUUGGCUGCACAUUGCAAGAAGAGCCACCCGGGCAAGCAGUAGUAAAGGUGCCAUCUAUUGGUAGUAGUGAUUCAAGUUAGGGAUGAUGCUUGCUCGUUCAUGUUUUGUAAAAAAAAUCGGGUUUCCACCUUGGGAAAUCUCAAAUAAAUAUACAUAGUGCGAGUCCUCACCACCACAGCUACCACUGGCAGAAGGACCUCAGGAUCUUCUACUCACCGAUUAUCAUAUGGGGUCUGAUCCGUUAUGAGGCUGAAAUCCGAGGUCCAAGUGUAGCACAAAGCCCCGUGACAGCUCACAGACCUCAAAGGUCGAAUUUAGUUAAUUCAUGGUGUACAAUUUCG